AUUGUCUGAAUUGAUUGUUUUCGCGUGUGUGUGAUUCUCAGCUAGCUAGACAACAACCCUAGCUAGCGGUGUUUGUUGAUGUCAACCGGUCCAGUCGGUUGUCCAACAAACGUCAGUUGUUUUGUUUGCCGUGUGAGGAGCUGGCAGGUCUGUGCAAACUGGCUAGCUGUUCAUCAAACACUUCUUCUCAUACAGUCGCAUUCUUUUGAUUUACCUCAACACACGGGAAUGAAAUUUACUAAAAGGUGAUGGUCGUGCUAGUUUUGUCGACGUUUAGCUUAUCGAUUUUUCCAGGGACCCUAAAAUAUGAUGGUCCUCUUUCUGAAUUAUGAAGGCAGUUGUGUGUUUUAGUGUAUGAGGAUCCAUUUAUACUGUGUGUGGAACAAAAUUAAGCAUUAUAUUAUAAAAGAAGUUUAUUGGCUUUUGUAUUGUCAUUGUGGCCAAUACAAGUGAUGUAAAUAUUAGCAGUUGUUUCCUGAAGAGAAACAUUCGCACGUUUUUGUAAUUGUGAUUUAUUUCCACUAUAAAAAUGAUUAUUAGCGAUAAAUCACAAGGUUAAUAACUACUUUUUAGAAAACCGAAUAAGAAAGUAAUGUCAAAUUCAAUAUAUUUUACUGUUCAUUGCAUUUAUUUGAUUAAAAAUGUGACCCUGGAUCACAAAACCAGUCAUAAGGGUCAUUUUUUCAAAAUUGAGAUUUAUACAUCAUGUGAAAGCUGAAUAAAUAAGCUUUCCAUCGGACACUAUUUGGCUGAGAUACAACUAUUUAAAAAUCGGGAAUCUGGAGGUGCAAAAAAAUCAAAAUAUUGAGAUAAAUAAACUGCCUUUAAAGUUCUUUAAAUAAUGUUCUUGACAAUGUAUAUUACUAAUCAAAACUUAGGUUUUCAUACAUUUACAGUAGGAAUUUUACCAAAUAUCUUUAUGGAACAUAAUCUUAAUUUCCUAAUGAUUUUUGCCAUAAAAAAAACAAUAACUUUGACCCAUACAAUGUAUUUUUGGCUAUUGCUACAAAUAAACCCCAGCGACUUAAGACUGGUUUUGUGGUCCAGGGUCACAAAUACAGUAAAUCAGCAAAGUUGCAAAAUAAUAUUUUAAUUUACAAUAACAUUUCAUUACUCUAUGAUCCAGCAUAAUUAAUUUGCUGAUUUGCCACUCAAGAAACUUUUCUUAAUAUUAUUUAAUUUAAUUGUUGUUGUUGUGGAAACAUAGAUUUUCAGGAUCCUUUGAAAAGAGAGUUAAAAAAACAUUUCUUUGAAAUAAAAAUAUUUAGUUUUUACUUUUACUUUUGAUGUUUAAUAUAUGCUUGCUUAAUAAAAUCAUUAAUUUUUUUUUCAGAAAUGGUUCUGACCCCAGACUUUUGAUUGAUAGUGUAGGUUAGCUUUUUUUCUAGAAAUGUGGUCAUACAAAAAUUAUUUUAAUUAAAUAUUUAUCAAUGUUGAAUAGUUUGUUCGCCCAAUUGCAAAAUAGAAUGGAAUUUUAAAAUAACUAAAUCUUUUUAAAAUCACAGUUUAUACCUUUAUGUAUCACUUUCCAUUAAAUGUCUCUAAGCUGUUAUACCUUAUUUUUAUGCAUUUACAAACAUAACUCUAGUUAUGCUAGCUACCUUUCUAAAUAUAUUUCUGAGACUCUUUGAUGCUGUAAUGUUUUUCCCAUUCUAAAAUGAAACUCCAGAGAAAGGCAGUAUGUUUUGUCUCCCAGUCUUCCAUAGAUCUUUCCUACCGAUAAGCUAUCCAUCACAUUUUUCUUUCUCUUUGAUGCUGGUGGGCGGUCUGCUAUCCGGCAUGCUUUUAAAUAGUCCUGUAUCUUUAUGGAGUAUUGAUUGGGUCCUGACAGACGAUUUUGUAUGUUUGUCAGCGCAUUAUUUGGAGCUGUAAGAACUAACUGAAAGUUACUAGCACGGGCGUCAUUCUGAUCCUAUAUCAGUCAUAUAUCAUGCCUGCUUGUGUUUUGUCUGGUGUAGUGGCUUCAUUCCUUACCAUCUGCUUGCAUGUUGAUUAUUUAUUUUUUUUCUUUUCUUUCCCUGUUUGCAUGUCUUGUGGUCUAGCUAAGCACUUCUUGCUCUGCCUUGCAAAAUCCUGACAGAAUCUUCUGCUGUGCAUUGCUCAAAUCUACAGUAAUCAUGUCAGUGUGGGGUGUUUUGGGUUAAAAAUAGGAUUUAUAUUUCAGCUUAAUUUUUUAUUGCAUUUUAUAAAUUCAGUAACAUUGAAAAGUACUUUGUUUUUCCAAACCUAAUAUCUUAUUCAGUGAAUUUAUGAAUCAGUAGUACAAUUAUGCAGUAGGAUUGAGAUGUUAGAGUUAUUGGGCUGGAAUGGACAAAUCUUACAUUAUAGCAACAUGAUGCCACAUGCACACAUGUAUUUUUUUGUAUCUAUGUAUUUCUGUCUUCUACAUUAGCAUAUAAUCUGCAAUUUAGAACAAUUUGCAUUUACUGGUUUUUGUUCCUGAUUUGUCCAGUUCUGUCCAAGUCCUGCUGUCAGUCUUUUUGAUGCUGAUCACUGCUUUUUGUCUUGGGCUUCUCUGCUCUCACUCCUCAUGUCCCUCACCUUCUCUUCUAUCUCUCCUCUCAUUGGAUGGGACAUCGCUGGGCUCUUCCAAUCACAUUAGGAGUUUGAUGAGUUGGCCGAUGACCGUAUGGCUCUGGUGUCAGGCAUCAGUUUGGAUCCAGAAGCUGCUAUUGGUGUCACGAAGAGACUCCCGCCUAAAUGGGUGGAGGGAGUGGAUGAGAUUCAGUAUGAAAUCACACGUAUACGUCAGAAGAUGAAGGAACUGGCCAGUCUGCACGACAAACACAUGAACCGGCCCACGCUGGAUGACAGCAGUGAGGAGGAGCAUGCCAUCGAGAUCACUACACAGGAAAUUACACAGAUGUUUCACAGGUGCCAGCGGGCCGUGACGGGCUUGCAGACUCAGAGUCGUCAUUGUACAGAGCAAGAAAACAGGCUCUUGACUAAUGUGGUCUCCUCACUGGCCCAGAGCCUUCAAGAGCUGUCACUCAACUUCAGACACACACAGUCAAGCUACCUGAAACGUAUGAAAAACCGUGAAGAAAGAUCCAAGCACUUUUUUGACUCGGGUCCUCUUGUGGAGGACGAUGAAGACGUUGCGCUAUAUGACAGAGGAUUUACAGAUGACCAACUAGUGCUGGUUCAGCAGAACACAGUGCUGGUAGAAGAGCGAGAGAGAGAAAUUCGACAGAUUGUUCAGUCCAUCUCUGACCUUAAUGAGAUAUUUAGAGAUCUUGCUGGAAUGGUUGUUGAACAGGGCACAGUCCUCGACAGAAUCGACUUCAAUGUGGAGCAAGCUUGUGUUAAAACAGAGGAGGGACUGCAGCAGCUGCAGAAGGCUGAACAAUACCAGAAGAAAAACCGCAAGAUGCUGGUCAUUUUAAUUCUCUUCGUCAUAGUUGUUGUUCUAAUACUUAUUCUGUUUGGGACAAAGUUUAGGUGAAUCAUUCCAUGGCCUCUGAGAGGGAUCUACAUGUAUGUAUGAGAGAAACUGAUGUGUGUGUGAGUGGGUAUGCAUGCUGACUUUCAACACCAUUGUUUGUCAAAUUUGGAAGGUGCUUAUGUUUUAAAUUACCAGUGAAGCAGAUAAGGACGCCCCCUGCUGGCCACCGAGUGCAGUGUGUGGAGACAUUCAUGUGUUUAACUCUGUAGUGAAAGGCAGUGUUAGUUCUCGAUUUCCUUUCAGAGAGCCAUUUUUCUUCAUUUUUUUCACACAAGCACAGCAGGUAGGAGCAUGGAUGUGAUAUGGCAGCAUGUUCAUCUCAACUGCUCUUGUCAUCUAAUUUGAAGAGUAAUUGGAAAAUGAUCAUGUUUGGGUGAAUCUCUUCAAAACCAUUUUCAGGUUAUAUUUCAAACAACAAUAUUGCUGAAAUGGUCAUGAAAACAUUGUUUUGUCUAUUAAUAUUGCACAUCUCCCUCUCAACUAUUAUUACUUUAAUGCAGAACUAAAUUAUUUUAAAUCUAAAUUUAAAAAUACAGUUGCAGAAUUACAGUAUUUUUUACUGUAUAACAACUGUGAUACAAAUCUAAUAGGAAUCACCAUUGAGAAUAAUGGAAAAUAAAUUAGAAUGUUAAAGUAAAUGAGAUGAUAUAAUAUAUAUAAUUCUGAAUAUAUAUGUGUUUGAAUGGGGUUAAAUGUCACCUGAACAUGUUGGUUUCAUUCAACAUCAGAAUUGAGCACUGAACAGUGAAAACCUGUCAUAAGCUGCCUUUGAAUUAGACCUCGCUUGUAGGCUCGGAUGUGUGUGUUUGAGCCCAAGAUGACAUGAUAAACUCUGUUUUCCUGUAAUUUAAUCUGAAAAUUUUCCAGUGUGUGUGUGAGAAGAGAAGCUCUGACACUCCAGGCAACCAUGGAGGAAUUUACUGACUGAGGAAUGAGGAACGUGUACUCAAAGCAUUUACCAUGUUCAGUUUUUAAUCGUUUUUUUUUUUUAUUAUGUGGUAAAAUGUGUAUUGGGAUUAUGACAGGUGUUGAAUGAACUGAAUGUUACAUUGUCCUUUACAAGCAUCCAUAACUGAGAGUUAGAUCCUCUGCACAUCAUGUGUUUGUCUACGUUUUAAUGGCAGUGUUGUUGUCAUAAUAUCAGUAUCAUUUCAGUGAAAAGCAAGAGUGAUUCAUCAAGGUUUUAUUUGCUUCACUCUGUUUCUUGCCUUAAAGAGUGAACAUUUGUGCGCUGAACUUGGAUGUUUUUAAAGCUUUCCUUGUCCAUGUUUCAUUGGCUGUUGUUGUCACUACCGUGUCAUUCAGUCUGACCUUUGAACUUAAAUUGAACUUUGACCUUCAGUGUCAGACUGUACAACUACUGUUCCCUGUACAAGAUGAAAUUAUUUAUUUUAGAUGCAAAUACAUGUACAGAGUUUAUGGAGUUCUAUUGUUGUCCGUUGGUAGUCCAAAGUCCAUUUUUUUUCUUUGUAUAUUGUAAUGAUGAUUUACCUUUUUCCUGUCCUUUCAAAAAUCAAUUCCUGUUGGCUUUUGUGAAGGGUAAUUGCAUCACUACUGUAUGAUGGGGUAAAAUCAUGAAGUUGACCAUAUUCUUUUAUAAAUACAGAGACUGUUUAUUCUUAUUUUAUUUUAGAAGGUUUGAAGAAAUAUAAUCGCACAUUCAAGGCUAAAAUCCAUUUGAUGUGAUUUACUCCAUGGUUUUGGCGUGAAACCCAGUGUGAAUAUAAUAUUUUUUUUCUGCCAUUACGGUACUACUGUAUGCUAUCUGAACCUUCUGUAAACGCUGAACUGGUUUUUAAUGAAAUUAAAACAAAUAUAUAUAUAUAAA
Messenger RNA from Labeo rohita (rohu), 5273 nucleotides. RefSeq names its product syntaxin 16 (gene stx16). The record is from RefSeq and is a predicted model, not a curated record. The coding region runs from base 2630 to 3445 and encodes 271 amino acids. The transcript is spliced from 8 exons. Gene Ontology annotation, cellular component: membrane; SNARE complex; endomembrane system. NCBI's taxonomy places the organism in Eukaryota, Metazoa, Chordata, Actinopteri, Cypriniformes, Cyprinidae. Gene Ontology annotation, molecular function: SNARE binding; SNAP receptor activity. Gene Ontology annotation, biological process: vesicle fusion; vesicle-mediated transport; intracellular protein transport.